Messenger RNA from Oncorhynchus keta (chum salmon), 5809 nucleotides. Its product is annotated as neurabin-1-like. The transcript has 19 exons. Gene Ontology annotation, cellular component: cytoplasm; dendrite; postsynaptic density. Gene Ontology annotation, molecular function: actin filament binding. Gene Ontology annotation, biological process: calcium-mediated signaling; neuron projection development; actin filament organization. Bases 350 to 4645 code for a protein of 1431 amino acids. The record is from RefSeq and is a predicted model, not a curated record. Lineage: Eukaryota; Metazoa; Chordata; Actinopteri; Salmoniformes; Salmonidae.
AGAGGGCGAGGGUACGUACGCGCGGAAGCGCGAUUUGUCUGUAUCUGGAGUACAAGGAAGGAGGAAAACUGGAAAGGGGAGUGAUGGCGGUAACGAAAUGACAAGUUCGGGAGUAUAAAUUACACAAGAGUUGCAUUAUGAGGAGCCUUCAGCACCUAGGAUGAAGAAACAAGUAUCGUAAGAGAUGACCACCACAUUACGCAUGAUUUAGACUCCCUGACCAAGACGCCGAAUAAUCUGAGGGAUCCAUGGCACUGGUCGACUGAGAACAACAAUAGGGGAACAAGAAACACUCAGACGUUUAACUUCUAUCGCCUCUUCCCAAGAUACUCCCAGUAAAUAUUUGAAAAUGAUAAAAGCCGAGAGCAAAGGAGAAAGGGCGCUGAGGAGUGCGUCCCCGCAUAGAAAUGCCUACAAGUCGGACUUCCACGCUAUUAAGUGUACUUUUGAUGGGACGAAAUCGGACGGUACUGCAAAGUCCUAUGCAAAUGGCUCUAACGACACACAGGAGGACACGAGGGGGAGGCAUUUAGGCAAUCGGAUAAACAAGAUAAAGAAUAUUUUCCUCCAGAUGGAUGGCCAGCAACAAGAGAUUCAAGAGGUGAAAACAACGUUGAAAGCUGAUUUGUCCCUGGUCUCCCCACCAAAUGUGCCAUUUGCAGUCACCACACACAAAACAAGUUUGAGCUGUGCCACUAGCCCAGAAUCUCCAAGUCUAGACAAAACCCCCAAGGGAGAAGAUGUCGAAGUUGACAAAACAGCUUUGGCAGAGAAGUUCUCUUCGACCAGGAAACUCUUUGAGAGGACUAUCAAAGAACAACCCGCAGCGGAGAAGUCUCCCAACAGAGUUGUAAGCCGGGUGCCCCUGGGCAGUGUGUCUGAUGGGGGGAAAAGUACCAGGAGAUUGUCAGGGUCCACUGAAACUAGCAACAUCAAAACAGAGCCUGGUCCCACUCCAGUGACGAGAAGCCAGCCAGAUGAGAGGAGCGAUACUGAGGAGACUAAACAUGUGUCCAGGGUGUCCCUGAAAGCUGGACCCAUGUCCAGGCGGCUAGACAACUUCAUUGUGGACAGUGACAAUGAGGCAAAACCCACAGAGAUGUUGUCUAAAGUAUGCAGUCUCUCAGAUCGCUCAAUGCCUACAUCUCCGACAAGGGACAGUUUUAACAAAUCCACCAUUCCAACUAAUGAUGCCACUAACAAACCUACCUCCAUAGUUACCGGUGUCAUUCUCAAACCAACUUCCCCAUUCAAUAACACUACUCACAAAACAUUCCCAACAACAGCCAAUGCCACUCCAAAGCCCAUCUCCCCAGAGCCCGUAUCCCCAGGUGGCCAAAGCGCUUACAAGCGUUCCCCCUCAACCAGUGACGCUUUCAGUAGACCAUCUGUGGGUAGCGAUGGAGUAAAACCCUCCAGUCCACCCCCCAGGGAUCAAAAACAGCCUACUGUGUUUGCCAAUAGCUUUUACAGUAGCAACAGGGCCAAAACCUCCAGCAGUGCCAAGAGUGAUGGGCAUGUGGCACGGAGUCCCACCAGGGAAAAGCCACCUACCCAGGCCUCGUCUCUGCCUGGCACGGUCCGGGCUGAGCUCGUAGUUGUACAGAAUGAGUCAUCAGAGAGCGAGGAGAACGAAGAGGAGAAUAUUGAAGACAAUGUUUUUGAGGAAGUGCAUGUUCAACCCCCAAAAGAGAUCAAAGUUGAGCUAAAAGAAUCGCCACCAAAGGCGAUCAGUCAGAAGGAUGACCACCAUCAGCCGAUCUCAGAGAAAGAUGACGGCAAGGAGACUGAGAUUACACUGGAGAAGGAAGAAGGAAGUCGAUUUGAGGAGUCACGGCAUGAAUUGAAAGAGGAGUGGAGAGAAGACACGAAUCCUGGAAAUCAAACCGCGGAUUACGAGGAGCAAAAUGCAGAGGAGGAGGUUGCUGAGGAGGAACAGGGCAGAAGGGGCAAGAUUUCCCCAGUGGCAUAUGGUAGAGAGAACACAGCAUUUGUGGAUGAUGGGGAUACUGACCAGACCCUCGAGGAGGAGAAUGAAGAGCAGCUCUGUGAGGAGGAGUAUGAGGAGGCCCCUGGGCUUUCAGAUGAUGAGGAGGAACCGGAACCACUGAGGAAGAUCAAGUUUUCAACGUCACCGAUACGGGUGUUCAGCACCUACUCUAACGAGGAUUACGACCGGCGCAACGAUGAGGUGGACCCCGUGGCGGCGUCGGCUGAGUACGAGCUGGAGAAGAGGGUGGAGAAGAUGGACGUGUUCCCUGUGGAAAUUGAAAAGGGAGACAACGGCCUGGGCAUCAGUAUCAUAGGGAUGGGAGUGGGAGCUGACCAGGGCCUGGAGAAACUAGGAAUCUUUGUGAAGACCAUAUCUGAGCGUGGAGCAGCUGAACGGGAUGGCAGAAUCCAGGUGAAUGACCAGAUAGUGGAGGUGGAUGGGAUCAGUCUGGUAGGAGUGACCCAGCUGUUUGCUGCUACAGUUCUGAAGAACACUAAAGGAACAGUCAGCUUCCUGAUUGGCCGGGAGAAGCCGGGGGCGCAGAGCGAGGUGGCACGUCUGAUCAGUGAGACCCUGGAGCAGGAGAAGAGCGAGCAGCAACACCUGGACGACCCCUAUGAACAGUCCACUGAGGAGGAGGAGCACUAUGAGGAAGAGGAGGGAGAGGAGGGAGGUAUCCUAGGGUCUAGUUUCUCCGGCGGAAGGACAGUGGAGGUGUUUGACCUGCCGAAGACCGAGGCCAUGUUCAUGCCCUCCAACGUGGACUCCACACAGAUGGGCUUCAAAUUCAAGGAGCUCCAGCUGAAACACAACACAGCAACAGCUGAAAUAAACCAACUGAAGGAAAAGCUAAGGGUGUCUGAGGAGGACAAAGCAUCCAAGGAGUCCAUGGAGGUUGAGUUGGAGCGGAAGAUUGAGGAGAAUAACGAGAAGAUGUUGAAGCUGGAGAAGUACUGGCUGGAGGCCCAGGCUCUGUGUAAAACUGUCAACAAGCAACUGUCGGAGACCCAGAGCCAGUACGGGACGCUGGACAAGAAAUACAACAAGGCCAAGAAACUGCUCAAAGACUACCAGCAGAAGGAGAUUGACUUUGUGAAGAAGGAGGAGGAGAUGAGGAAAGUUCUAGACGAGAAGGAUCGAUGGUACAAGGAGCAGCUUGAAAGCCUGCAGGACAGGAUAGCGGUCCUAGAGGGCAGCGGUCCACCUGCUGACCGUGAAGAGACCCAGGCGGGUCAGGACUCUGCUGUGGAGAGGAGACGGAGCAGCCAGGGGAGUGAAGGCCCUCUCAUCAACACACAGUCAGUGGACUCUCUAGCGCUAGAUACAGACUGGAGCGAGCUGGUUCCGGAGACUGAGCGCUUGGACACCAGUGCACAUAAAGCCAAGUGCCUACUGGCCCCAAGAAGGAAUCGUCCGUCUCGCAACAAACGGAAGGAGAACCUCGUCAUGUCCCCUUGCCACUCACAGGAGAAUGAGGAGGAGGAGGAGGAGGACUCUGCCAGCAGGAAGAGGUGCAUCCAGGAGAGCCUGUCCCUGCCCGGGCCAAUCUGCUGUCCUAGGAACGGCCAGAGGGACGACACCCCCGAGGCUUUGAGGAGCAAGUUGAAGCUCUCCAGCAGCCCCUCCCUGCCCCCGUCCCAGAGAGAUAGUGUCGAAAGCGGGGGCAGUCCUUCCCUGUCCCCGCCGAAAGACACCUCUUCGCCCUCGCCACACUCCCCCUCAGGGUUCCUUCGCAACGUCAAGAAGAGGGAGUCCAAGGGGAAGGGCAAGGAGCUCAAAGAUGAGACAAAUGAGAGUUCUUCCGUCGGAAAACCCAAAAAGACGAUUUUUGGUGGCCUUCGGAAGUCUGGUGGCAAAGGGAAGAAACAUGACAAGGAGGCGAUGCGAGCAUCUCUGGACAGCAGGGGUUCUGCCGAGCUCCUGGAGGAAUCUGGGGGAAACUUGUCCCCUUCUGAGUCCAUGACCUCUAUUCCCACCUGUAUGCCUUUCUCCUGGUUUGGGGACCGAGAUAGGGACAAGGAGCCUUCGUCCACCAGCAGCAGCCUACCAUACGUAGCCACUGAGACCAGCAGUGAGCAGAGCCAGGACCGCAAGAACAAAGUGAGCACACACACACACACACAGUGCCAACUCCAUCAAAAGACAGAACGAAAAAGCUCUCAUCAUCUAGACAUCUUUAUCCAAGAGAGUUUGUCAGUCAUAGAUGAUUCGAACCUUGGCAGCCCCAGUUCAGACAUCUCAGGCUUAGUUGCAGAGCCCAAUCUGCCUGGGCGCUCACAUACUUUAGUCUUCUCGUCCAAUGAGGACCUGGAUGACGAGCCAGUGCCCACGGGGAAGGAAUAUCAAUGGCAGAACCGCCCUGUCUCCGAGUGGACCAAUCAGCAAGUCUGUCACUGGUUGAUGGGCAUGAACAUGGAUCAAUACACGCCCGAGUUCACCGCCAAGGGUGUGGAUGGCCAUCAGCUCAUGCACCUGGACAGUGACAAGUUGAAGGCUCUAGGUGUGUCCAGCCAAAGUGACCGGGCCACCAUCAAGAAGAAGCUGAAGGACAUGAGGAAGGCCCAGGAGAAGAUGGAGAAACAGAGGGAGAAAAGGGAGAAGGAAUCACGGCGCAGCGGGAGACUGCCUCCCAACACUGACUCUGUCUGCUGAGCUGCCCCAGAGGUGACCCACUCUCUCUCUCUCUCACUGAACAUAACCCAACACAUUCUCCCUCAAGUGAGGCAGGACAUCCAACGACCCUUGUAUCUGUUCUGUUUCACAUAUAGGUCUACGUAAGUGCCAUCCACCUCAGUUCACCGCAGUUACUAAGAGAGCACUAAAGCAGUCACUCAUCAUGUGAGUUUAUAAUGACCAGUAACAAUAAUGUUAGCACACCAGUGUUGAUUUACCAUGCCAAUUGGAAGAAUCAUCUGAAAAUAGCCCGAUUUGUCGUUGGCUAUUGAUACUUUUCCUAGUUUUGGGUUAUUCACAAGAACACACGAGCUGGCUCUGCUUUAUAAUCAAAUCAAACACGCUGACAGUCCUGUCGCCAGCAGUAUCUGUGUCACAUCAUUGUGGUAGAUUGGGGGGGUGAAAGUGAUACUGUAAUGACAAGUGUUGGGGACAUGACCAAAGGCAAAACCCAACAUGUUUUUUUUAACCUUUAUAAAGCUAUAGAAGCAGUAAUUUUAUCCCUUUUUGAGUUUCCAGAUAUGUAAUUGCAGGAUUUGUGUACAUUUACCCAUACAACAAGUGGAAUGAGUUCAGUACUACUUUUUACAUGUUUUAUAGUGUAUUUUUGCUAGCGUAACUUUCCUGUAGCCAUGUACAGAUAUUUUGUUGCAGGAACUUUGUACAGUUGAGAUAAAAGUACUAUACAAUCUUUUAAGCUUAAAAGGGUGACAAGGUUUUAGGUGUAUAAAUGAACGUUUCUACAUAUCAAUUAACUGCAUAACUUUUUUUUAAAAUCAAAUUAAAGGUUCAUCAUUUUAUAAUACUUUUUCUACUAAGUAGAAUAGCCACUAGGAUGAAAACAUCUUUGCUAAAAGCAAAAGAAUCAAGUAACGACAACGUAAAUGCUGUUUAUAUAUAUAACCCGUUCCCAACUGUGCCUGUUUUGAGAAUGGAUGUACUCCUCUGUGGUCCUGUUGAGCCGGAGAAUUUGACGUGUUGCUGAAAUGGUACCAAGACAUGCAAUAUUAUUCUACAGGGUGUGGGGUCCAUGAGAACACAAGGUGUGUGUGUGCCUAUGACAGUAAAUCUGUUGAAUAGCUUGCUGUCUUGUCAACAUGAAUGGGUGCAUGUUAAGCAGCAUAAAAUAAACCAAUUCUCACA